AUGGGCAUCCAGAUUGAUUCGCCAUCACCAACAUCGACCUCGGGUCCUCCCCGUCUGACGAAGAGACAUCGGGCCAAAAAGGCUUGUCGCUCUUGUCGCUCUCGUAAAGUCAGAUGCGAUGCUAUUGCCAAUGGCACACCUUGUACAAAUUGCAGGCUGGAUCGACUAAAUUGUGUUGUCACCACAGAGGGCCGACGACGCAAAAAGGAGACAGACGGGAUUUCUCCUCAUAUCGAUCUGUACGACUCGUAUGAUGGAGGAAAAGAGCUGCCACCGUUCUCGAUGUUUGACGACGCCAAAGAACCAAGCAACUCAUCCCAUGCUCAAGUUUAUGUCCCGAGCAGCAAAAGCUCGGAGUCGCCUCAGUCACAAUGUGAUCUUAUCCCAGGCAAGAAUUGUGUGACUGACUCUCUACAAUGGACCAGCCUCAGCCAGAGAGGAUGCGAUGAGAAACCAGCCAUUCUUACCGUGGAACCGACACGCACGCCGCCACGAAUAUCUGAUGACCGGAAUAUUUUACCUCCGUAUAUGCAACCAGUACCAGCCAGAAUUCACGCAGAAGACUUUCAAUAUCUUCGAGGAAAAGGGGUUUUUACUGUGCCAGGUGUACGCCUCCGAAACGAACUGUUGACAUCCUACGCACGAUUUGUGGAUCCGUUUCUUCCAAUACUCGAGUUUGUAGAUAUUCUCACCACAGUUCAAGAAAACCACAGCCAUUCAAUCAGUCUGUUCGUAUUCCAGGCCAUCAUGUUUGCUGGCAUUAGUCAUGUCGACAUUGUACACCUCCGAACUGCUGGUUAUACAACCAGAAAAGAGGCACAGCAGACUUACUUCAACAAACUCAAACUGCUCUACGACUUUGACUACGAGACCGAUCAGAUCACAACAUUACAAGCAGUGUUGUUGAUGACUUGCUGGUAUGGCAAUCUAGGUGGUGCCAAAGAUGCUGGGUACUGGCUUGAUGUUGCAAUCUCGAUUGCAAAAGGAAUCGGUCUUCAUAACACAUCAAAGCUCUGUGAGAGAAGCGAGACACGACUCUGGAAGCGGAUCUGGUGGUCUUGCCUCAUUCGAGAUCAACUGGUAGCCCUCGACCUAUGCUGCCCACCCAGACUCAAUCUCCUAGACUUUGAUCUUCCAAACCUCAAAGUUACAGAUUUCGAUACCAAUGAUUCGGCUUCAGCGAGGAAAUUAGUAAAGGUGCUUGACAAAUAUACCCCUCAGCGGGAAACAGCUGAUCGGACAAUUUUGGCCAAGUUGUUCAUUACCCUGACUCAAUUGUUCACAAGAGCGAGCAAAAUGGACCAGUUGCUUCACCAAACCUUUCAAGAGAAUGGCCAUUCGCAAAGAAUGGACGCAAUCCAACGAAAAAGAUACGAUCUAAUUCAAUUUGAUCACCAGUUGAAUAAGUGGUAUCGUGAAACCAUACAAGAGAACAAACAUUUAUUUUGCUCGACUUCUUCUGGGUUUACCGAUAACGACAAAAUCGUGGACCUUCACCGUGGCCUCGUUGCUGCAAUCUUCCUGACUAUCACGAUCAACAUGCACCGGCCAGUGAUAUUGGAUUGCAGAACUAACAUGCCAGCUAAAUUCCGACAGAUUUCGAGAACCAGACUUGGUGACGCCGCAAACAAAAUCACCGAUAUAUACCAAAACUUUCGCGCCCAUAACUUGAUGCGUAAUUUACCCUACACUGGCAUUACUUGUCUCCUCUCGGUCAUCAAUGUCCAUAUGCAUGAUAGGGACUCGACUGGUAUCGUCCAUGAAAGAGGCCAUACCUCCCAGCUUACAAUAUGUGUCCAAGCUCUGGAAGAAUUGGUCGAGGAGCACUCAUCUGCAGCCUUUGUCAUCUCGGUGCUUGGUACAGCAACACACCAGUCUCAAUAUAAGUGCUCGAGCCCUUCGAGUUCUGAGUCACCCAAGGACAAAACUUCUAACGCGAAAUAUCAGUCUGAAAUUCCAGUCCUUACCCCUCCAGAGACGUCGAUAGGCCCGGAACAGUGCCCAAGCGACCAAUCUUUUUAUUUAACUACUGGAUCUGUUGACCAGGAUGAGUCUCGUCACAAUACAUCUCUUGAGUCUUCCACUAGCGACAGGGCUCCAUGGCAAACACCAGUUGAAAGAAAUUGUCGCCUUGAUCACAAAAUCCUCAACCCAGAAGACAUCACACUCACAGAGUUCGAAGUUUUAGCCAAUCUACAGAGUACCGCAAACUUUACACCUUCUUUCCAAGAUGCUUUCGAUGUUGACAUGCGAUGGUUGGAAGAACACAACCUUUGA
Messenger RNA from Cladophialophora immunda, 2277 nucleotides. RefSeq lists its product as uncharacterized. The record is from RefSeq and is a predicted model, not a curated record. Gene Ontology annotation, biological process: regulation of DNA-templated transcription; DNA-templated transcription. Bases 1 to 2277 code for a protein of 758 amino acids. NCBI's taxonomy places the organism in Eukaryota, Fungi, Ascomycota, Eurotiomycetes, Chaetothyriales, Herpotrichiellaceae. The transcript is spliced from 2 exons. Gene Ontology annotation, molecular function: DNA binding; zinc ion binding; DNA-binding transcription factor activity, RNA polymerase II-specific.